This is a messenger RNA of Uranotaenia lowii, 1341 nucleotides long. RefSeq names its product probable galactose-1-phosphate uridylyltransferase (gene Galt). The transcript is spliced from 2 exons. Gene Ontology annotation, molecular function: zinc ion binding; UDP-glucose:hexose-1-phosphate uridylyltransferase activity. Gene Ontology annotation, cellular component: cytoplasm. NCBI's taxonomy places the organism in Eukaryota, Metazoa, Arthropoda, Insecta, Diptera, Culicidae. Gene Ontology annotation, biological process: beta-D-galactose catabolic process via UDP-galactose, Leloir pathway. Bases 175 to 1230 code for a protein of 351 amino acids. The record is from RefSeq and is a predicted model, not a curated record.
CUGUAAUGGAUUGAUUAUUGCAUGACGCUCCAGCAAAAAUUCGCAGUUGAGCGUAGAUUAUGCAGAAUAUUUCAUCCAUAUAGUGUUGACCGUCACUUGACUUUUUGCAUGGAAGUGGAUCGGUUGGCAGUGUCUCUGACUAAUAUUUCAAGUUAAAUUCCUAGAAUAAGCAGAAUGUCCGUUUUCGAGCCUACCGAACAUCAGCACCGUCGAUUCAAUCCUCUGACUGGCCAAUGGAUAUUAGUCAGCCCGCAUCGGAUGAAGCGUCCGUGGUCAGGUCAAGAAGAGCAACCCCAGCGUAAUGAUUUGCCAGAUUUCGAUCCAACCAAUCCUUUGUGUCCGGGUGUAAUGCGAUCCAAUGGCAUUAAAAAUCCUAUCUACACAUCGACCUUCGUGUUUACGAACGAUUUUCCAGCUUUACUGGAGGACGUUCCGUUGCCCCCGAAGAGUGACGAUCCACUCUUCCAAACCGGUGGUGCUCGUGGAACAUGUCGUGUGAUGUGUUUCCAUCCCAAGUCUAACAAAACUCUUCCAACAAUGACUCCGAAAGAAAUCCGUACUGUGAUCGAUGCCUGGAUUGCCGAGUUUCGUUCGUUAGCAGUAAAGUAUACAUGGGUACAAAUCUUCGAAAAUAAAGGAGCAAGCAUGGGAUGUUCAAACCCGCACCCCCAUUGCCAGAUUUGGGCUUGCUCUUUCCUACCAACUGAACCGUGUGUGAAAGAUGAACGCUUGAGGGAAUAUUUUCAGACUCAUGGAACUGCUUUGCUUGACGAUUACGUAAAGAAGGAAAUCAUCAAAAAAGAGCGCGUUAUUGUGGACAAUCCGGAUUGGCUAGUAGUUGUACCGUUUUGGGCCAGCUGGCCCUUCGAAACGAUGAUUAUCUCGAAAAACAAAAAUAAACGCAUCUCCGAUCUGACAAUACAGCACAUUAAUAACCUUGCCAUCGUUAUCAAAGAGCUUACUAUCAAGUACGAUAACCUAUUCAAGUGUUCGUUUCCCUACAGCAUGGGGUGGCAUGGAGCCCCAACCGGCGAGCUGGUGAACGAAGAUGAUUCCCAUUGGACGCUACAUGCAAUCUACUACCCUCCGUUGCUGCGUUCGGCUACCGUCCGCAAAUUUAUGGUAGGUUUUGAGCUUCUGGGUCAGGCCCAGCGAGAUCUUACUGCCGAGCAAGCUGCAGACAGGUUGCGUCAACUGUGCGGAAAAAAACAUUACACGGAACACAUAUGAAAAAGGGACUUUUCUUUGUUGCUGUUAGCUCUAUUUUUUUUUUGUUUUUCAUGUAGACUCUUAUCACUGUUUGUAGAAGAUAAUAAAAUAGUCGUUUAUUCUGUACCAAUA